UCCAGUUGGUCCCUUUCCGUGGAAACACCCGCCGUUCACAUCAGCGUUGUUUUCAUUGGUUGCAGCAACGAGAAAAACACGUUGGAAAAUAUAGAAACUUUCAAGAGAAGUAACUGAAAGGACAUCAGUACAAGUUAGUUUAAAAUCCUCCGCUGAGGCCGUUCCCCAACAAUUUUGCAAACCUGCUUUUCUGACGCAUCAGAUUCCAACAAGAUUAUGGCAGAGCAGAGCCACAUGCAAAAGCAGCUGGAUUUACAGAAUGGUAGCUUAGAGGUGGGCUUUGUGGCGAAUUUCCUCGAAGACGAUUCCCAAAACAUGAUGGAGAGUCUGAGCCCGAAGAAAUAUUCUUCCAGUCUGAGAUUUAAAACCAAUGGAGACUAUUCUGGUUCCUAUUUAACCCUCUCACAACCUGUGCCUGCUAAAAGAAGCCCUUCUCCUUUGGGAACCAGUGUCAGAAGUAGCCCCUCCCUGGCCAAAAUCCAGGGAACCAAGCAGUUCUCUUGCGAUGGAAAUGACAAAAAUAUUUCUGUGAAACCUCCCACCCCUUUACGCAGCACUUCACCCUCCCUUAGUGGAUAUCCACUUGGGAGAGCAGACUUUGAUCAUUUUACAGGCCGGGACACUGAAAGGUCCUUGAGGCUUUCAGAGAAGCCUCCCUAUUCCAAAUAUAGCUCAAGGAAUAAAUCCCAUGACAACGUCUACUUUCUCGGAGGGCUGGAAGGCCGAAAAGCAUCUGGCUCACUCCUGACCAUGUGGAAUGGAAGUUCCCUGAGUGAUACUGGCUCCUUGCCCGUCGGUAGGUCAGGGGCAGCCAGCAUGCCUUCAAGCCCAAAGCAAGCCAGGAAAAUAAGCAUCCAGGACAACCUGACACUUCAGCCCAAGCUGACCAGACACAAGGAUCUGGCAUCUGAAAACAUCAGUUUAAGAACUAGGAAGUACUCAAGCAGCAGCCUGAGUCACAUGGGCGCCUAUAGCCGAUCUCUCCCCAGGUUGCACAGAGCCACAGAGAAUCAGCUGGCACCUCUCAGUUUGCCUCCAAGAAGCUCUCUGGGCAAUUACAAACGAACGAAACUGGGGGAAAAGGAUCUACCUCAUAGCAUCACAGACAAUGACAAUUACCUGAAUUUUUCUUCUUUGAGCUCAGGAGCUUUACCCUAUAAAACCUCUGCCUCUGAGGGCAAUCCUUAUGUGAGUUCCACCCUCAGCGUCCCUGCCAGUCCUCGAGUGGCUCGGAAGAUGCUUCUGGCCUCCACCUCCUCCUGUACCUCUGAUGACCUUGAUAGGGCUUCCUACUUUGGGACCAGCCCAGGUCAUUCAUUCCCUCCCGGAGAGCUUGACAGAGCGUUUGUGGCCAGGAGGAACUUCUCAUGUGGGUCUGUUGAGUUUGAUGAUGCAGAUCUGGACAGCCUCAGACAGGCCUCAGGAACCCCCCAGCCUGUCCUUCGGGAACGGAAAAGCAGCAUUAGCUCCAUUUCAGGACGAGAUGACCUGAUGGAUUAUCACCGGCGACAGAGGGAGGAGAGACUCAGGGAGCAGGAGAUGGAGCGAUUGGAGAGACAGCGUCUGGAGACCAUCCUCAGUCUCUGUGCUGAGUACACAAAGCCUGACAGUCAUGUGUCCACUGGCACCACCGUGGCAGAUGUACAGAAAAUCAAUAAGGAACUGGAGAAGCUGCAGCUCUCUGACGAGGAGUCCGUGUUUGAAGAAGCCCUGGUGAGCCCUGACACCAGAUACAGGUGCCACCAGAAAAGCUCUCUCCACGAUGCAGACCUGGCAGGCUUCGGGAGCCUCAGUCAGAGUAGCGCCAGCUUCCUUUCCCUCAGGAGCUCCAGGAAUGAUGAACUGAUCAGGGACCUCACCAGGACUCCCCCACCGCCCUCUGCCUUUCUGAAAGCUUCCAGCGAGUCCGCUUAUCUAAGUAUCCUACCAAAGACCCCAGAGGGUAUAAGUGAAGAACAAAGGAUUCAGGAGUUGACUGCGAUGGAAGAGUCCCGGAUAGCAAUUCUGAACAACCUCGAGGAACUUGAACAAAAAAUCAAAGAUAUAAAUGACCAGAUGGAGGAAUCUUCCAGAGAGUUGGAUAUGGAAUGUGCUCUCUUGGAUGGAGAACAAAAAUCAGAAACAACUGAGCUUAUGAAAGAGAAGGAGAUUUUGGAUCAUCUAAACCGGAAAAUAGCAGAGCUGGAAAAGAACAUUGUUGGUGAAAAGACCAAGGAGAAGGUAAAGCUUGAUGCUGAAAGGGAAAAACUAGAGAGGCUUCAGGAGCUUUACUCCGAGCAGAAGACCCAGCUGGACAAUUGUCCUGAGUCCAUGAGGGAACAGUUGCAACAACAACUGAAGAGGGAUGCUGAUCUGUUGGAUGUGGAGAGCAAACACUUUGAAGACCUGGAAUUCCAGCAGCUUGAGCGUGAGAGCCGUCUAGACGAGGAAAAGGAGAACCUGACCCAGCAGCUCCUGCGUGAAGUGGCUGAAUAUCAACGGAACAUUGUUACUAGAAAGGAAAAAAUUUCUGCAUUGAAAAAGCAAGCUAAUCACAUUGUCCAGCAGGCUCAGAGAGAACAAGAUCAUUUUGUGAAAGAAAAGAGUAACUUAAUAAUGAUGUUACAGAGAGAAAAGGAAAAUCUUUGUAAUUUGGAAAAGAAAUACUCCAGCCUCUCUGGGGGCAAAGGGUUUCCUGUCAACCCCAAUACUCUAAAAGAGGGCUAUAUCAUUGUAAAUGAAAUUAAUGAGCCAUGUGGCAAUUCCACGAAUCUCUCCCCUUCCACUCAGUUCCCUGCUGAUGCUGAUGCUGUUGCCACUGGGCCUACCACAGCUGUGCUGGUGAGCCAGCCACAAAAUAAAGAGCAUUUUAGAAGUCUGGAAGAAAGGAAAAAACAGCACCAAGAAGGCCUCUAUCUGAGUGACACUUUGCCUCGAAAGAAAACCACACCUUCCAUAUCCCCUCAUUUCAGCAGUGCUACUAUGGGGAGAAGCACCACCCCAAAGGGCCACCUGCCCCUGGGACAGAGCAACAGCUGUGGCAGUGUGCUCCCCCACUCGCUGGCAACCAUGACCAAAGACUCAGAAUCUCGGAGGAUGCUCAGAGGAAGAAUGAAUGUCUCAGCAGGAGCAGUUAGCAAUUCCAAAAGUUCAAGUAUCAAAGGAUAUAAUCACCAACAGAUGAGUGAAGGACAAAGGCAGAAGUCUUCUGAAUUUUACAGCCGCACAGCAUCUGAAUCAAAUGUCUACUUGAACAGUUUCCACUACCCAGAUCACAGCUACAAGGACCAGGCCUUUGAUACUCUGAGCCUAGACAGCUCUGACAGCAUGGAGACAAGCAUCUCUGCCUGCUCACCUGACAAUAUCUCUAGUGCCAGCACUUCAAAUAUUGCCCGAAUAGAAGAAAUGGAGAGACUUUUGAAGCAGGCUCAUGCAGAGAAGACAAGGCUUCUUGAAUCCAGGGAACGGGAAAUGGAAGCCAAGAAACGAGCUCUGGAAGAAGAAAAACGACGCCGAGAACUCCUGGAAAAACGAUUGCAGGAAGAAACCAGCCAGAGGCAGAAGUUAAUUGAAAAGGAAGUAAAAAUAAGGGAGAAACAAAGGGCACAGGCUCGACCUCUGACCCGUUAUCUGCCUAUCCGGAAGGAAGACUUUGAUUUGCGCAGCCACGUGGAGACUGCUGGCCACAAUAUUGAUACCUGUUAUCAUGUGUCAAUCACAGAGAAGACCUGCAGAGGAUUCCUCAUCAAAAUGGGUGGAAAAAUUAAAACUUGGAAAAAACGUUGGUUUGUUUUUGAUCGGAACAAGCGCACCUUCUCUUAUUAUGCAGACAAGCAUGAAGCUAAAUUAAAAGGAGUAAUAUACUUUCAAGCCAUUGAAGAAGUAUAUUAUGAUCACCUCAAGAAUGCUAAUAAGAGUCCUAAUCCAUUACUCACCUUUAGCGUCAAGACGCAUGACAGAAUCUACUAUAUGGUGGCCCCAUCGCCAGAAGCCAUGCGGAUCUGGAUGGAUGUUAUAGUUACUGGGGCGGAAGGUUACACUCACUUCUUGUUGUAGUGAACUAACGCAAUAGUCCACUUCAGGGCAGACUGCAAUAAUUUCUUACAAGAAUAAAGCCAUAUUCAACACCAGGUGGAAAGACCCAACAGACCCAUCCCUUUAACUAUGGAUACUCAGAACUGUUUUCAUAUAAACAGGAAGUCAUUUGUAAAAGGGAAAGAAGGGAUUUUAAUUCAAAGCUUGAGCGUAAAUAACUCAAAGCUUGAUCAUAAAUAGCAAAGAAUUGAAGCGCCUAGGAGAAAGAAAACACUAUUUUGGUAAAUAGCAUCACUUAUAGGAACAUUUCUUAUAAAUUCUUUUUUAUCAGUUGUUGAUUUUGGUGAAAUAAACUAAACCGUUUACAAAUGUCUAUAUGUACUUGGAAAAUAUGAAAUUAUUUUAGCACCCAAAUCAUUGGCAUUGACUUUACUGGUAAUCAACUGGCUUUUUUGAAAAAGGAGUAUUUUGCUGAAUGUUAUUUUAUAAAUAUAAGCAAAUAAGGGCUUGGAAGGGACUAUAUUGUACGAGGAGUUUGGCCCUACACCAAAACCAAAGACUUGAUAUCACCUCUGUUUAACACUAGUAGUUUCAAGUGAUGAACUGCAGUUAGUGUUAUUCUACAUUUUUAAAUGGUACUUUGAUGCCAACAAGUGCCCAGGAAGUUGACUUUGAAGAAUCACCACCAGCAUAAGCUACUGUACAUAUAUAAGCAAACUACUCUUUGUAAAAGAAGAACAAAAAGCUGUGUGUUUUCGGAAGAAGCAGUCUUAGACAUUCUGUCACAUUGGGCAAUUUAAAAUAAAGAGAAUACUUAGGAGCUAUUUUGAUGAAGAUUUCUCCAUUCCCAGUACUGAGAAUAAAGGCAACCAGUAGCCGAUUUUCUUUAUAUUAUCUGAUUUCUCUUUGUUGCAGCCUCACAUGACGUAACUAUGAAAUACAGCUGUUUUCACCAAAGAACAGAUCAAUUAAAAUCCUUAUUUACAGAAGUAUUGUGAUUCCAUUAAAAGGCAAAUGAAGUGCAACUUAAUGUACUCUGUAAUGUACUAUUUUAUUACGUAUUUUCUUUACAAUUAGCCUUUGUUUUUUAGAGUUAAAUUAAUUUUUGUUGAAUGAAAUGACUUCAGGAAAGUCCUUUUAUAACGAUUUUCAAAUGCCAUUUAUCCUGGUUUGUCAUGUUGUGUGCGUUUGUAAGUAUGAAUGUACUCUUUCUACACAUUGGCAAAAGAAUAGAAGCAGAAAAUAAUGACAUUACUUACUAGUACAAGCGAAAUGAUUAGAUCAGAAGUGUCUGUAAAAUCUUUGUCAGGCCUGCCUGGGUACAAUUUUUUUUUUUUAUUUGCAGUGGUUUGUAUACAUGUUGCCAAUAAUAAGAUUUUGCAACUGGAUGACACAUGAUUUUACUUGAACAGUGAAGGACAAAAUCACAAUUGCAGAAGACAUUUUUAUAAUCUUUUUUUUCAGAGAUCACCCCUAAACCCUGUAAUGAGAGUGAAAUGCAAUUGCUAAACUUUUGUUGGUUAAUGUAAAGAUAUAACUUUUCUGAACUGUACUUUACCUUCUUCAUAGGAUUGUAAAGAUAUUCUAAUCAACUUUAUGCCUUGCAUGAUAUAGUAAACCUUUCCAAUAUGUGUGUUAAAAUAUGUUGAGUUUGGAUUAAAAUAUUGACCAGAUUUCACA
Physeter macrocephalus (sperm whale) is the source of this 5694-nucleotide messenger RNA. RefSeq names its product pleckstrin homology like domain family B member 2 (gene PHLDB2). Gene Ontology annotation, cellular component: basal cortex. The transcript is spliced from 20 exons. NCBI's taxonomy places the organism in Eukaryota, Metazoa, Chordata, Mammalia, Artiodactyla, Physeteridae. The record is from RefSeq and is a predicted model, not a curated record. Gene Ontology annotation, biological process: regulation of microtubule cytoskeleton organization. Bases 217 to 4035 code for a protein of 1272 amino acids.